CCGCAGGGGAGUGGCGCUGUUAAGAAAUGUAGACCGUGCUACCUUCGUUAACUACUAUGCAAGGAAGAACGGGAUUCAUCGCUGUCCCCACAUCGGGAGUGCUAAUUGCCUUGAGGACGGCGUACUUCAAAGCACCUGCAGGACCUCGGGUCUAUCUCACCUCGGACUUUGACCAUGCAGGCGAGAUGCUAUCACAACUCUCAGCCCUCUCGGAAAAUGUUAAAUUUGCCAUCACACGUCCUUCUCCAAUUAGGCUAUGCGCGGCCUAUCGUUGUCUCUGGGGGUAGGCGAGAUCAAUGCCAAUAACUUG
This is a messenger RNA of Baudoinia panamericana UAMH 10762, 310 nucleotides long. RefSeq lists its product as uncharacterized. The record is from RefSeq and is a predicted model, not a curated record. Bases 57 to 287 code for a protein of 76 amino acids. Lineage: Eukaryota; Fungi; Ascomycota; Dothideomycetes; Mycosphaerellales; Teratosphaeriaceae. The transcript has a single exon.